Molecule: messenger RNA, 735 nt
Organism: Populus nigra (black poplar)
Lineage: Eukaryota; Viridiplantae; Streptophyta; Magnoliopsida; Malpighiales; Salicaceae
Product: brassinosteroid-responsive RING protein 1-like
Exons: 1
Coding region: 177-692 (171 amino acids)
Biological process (GO): protein ubiquitination
Molecular function (GO): ubiquitin protein ligase activity
Source: RefSeq, a predicted model, not a curated record
ACAAGACAUAAGUGAAAUCCUUUCUUAUUCCCUAGCUCCCUCCCUAUAUUAUUUGUGCAGCUAUGGUAAAAUCUGAACUCGGACACCAGAGCUCCUAUAUAACCCACCCUUCUCCCCUCCAUUUCUCUCUCUCACUCUCUCUCUCUGACAUAAAAGAAAAACACAAGUAGAACAACAUGGGUUUUCCUGUUGGCUAUUCAGAACUACUUCUCCCAAAACUCCUUCUCCACGCACUUUCUGUUCUGGGUUUCUUCAGAAAACUAAUAAACACUCUCUUUCACUACCUAGGCCUCCCUGACUUUCUUGAGCCCAAUACUUCUUCCUCUUCAACCAACAAUAUCCCUCCAUUUCGUGUCCCUGAAUUCCACAACCACUCAGUCUCCGCCCUUCUCAUCCGUGAGAUCCUUCCUGUUGUCAAGUUUUCAGAACUUGUUGAUCCUUCUGCUGACUGCUGUGCUGUUUGUCUUUAUGAGUUUAAAGAGGUUGAUGAGAUCAGACGGCUUGCAAACUGUCGCCAUAUAUUUCACAAGUGCUGUUUGGACCGUUGGAUGGGGUACGAUCAGAUAACUUGUCCACUUUGUAGGACACCAGUAAUUCCUGAUGAUAUGCAGGAGAGUUUCAACGAAAGGUUAUGGGCUGCUUCUGGUAUUCCUGAUUUUUAUGGGGAGUAUUCACAAAUUCCUGACUUGUAGUAGACUUUUAGUAAUUUUCUCUUUCUAUAAAAAGAAAAGAAAA